Trypanosoma brucei brucei TREU927 is the source of this 693-nucleotide messenger RNA. Its product is annotated as chaperone protein DNAJ, putative. Gene Ontology annotation, biological process: cellular response to misfolded protein. The transcript has a single exon. The record is from RefSeq and is a predicted model, not a curated record. Gene Ontology annotation, cellular component: endoplasmic reticulum membrane. Lineage: Eukaryota; Euglenozoa; Kinetoplastea; Trypanosomatida; Trypanosomatidae. The coding region runs from base 1 to 693 and encodes 230 amino acids. Gene Ontology annotation, molecular function: Hsp70 protein binding.
AUGAAUAGGUCCUCCUCUACCAGUGUUAACAAGGACAAUGUGUUGCAACUGACGUAUUACGAAAUAUUUUCUUUAGAUGAGGUGGCGGAGAGUAUCGACCUUCAAGCCUUACAUCGAGCGUACCGUCGCUUUGCCCUGUUAUUUCAUCCCGAUAAGGAUGCUUCACCAGAGGCACGAGAAGCCUUCCUUCGAGUGAAACUUGCAGCGGAGACGCUUAGCGAUCCGAUAAAGCGUCAGGAAUAUAAUGAGCAAUUGCGACGGGAGGCACAUGAGCAACGGGAAGUGAAGGAGCAGCAACGGGAAUGUGGAGUGGGUGAGGAAGCCAUUAUGGCAGAAAUGAUCCUUCGGCAGAAAGAAGCAGAGUCACUAGCUAAAAGCGCCGCGGCAAAUAAGGAGGCUGCUGAGCGGGAGGCCGCUGCAAAGAAAAUGAUUAAUGAACUUACAAAUGCGCUAACGACCCCAUUUAAGCAAAUGGAAACUGCGUUGGUUAGUGAGUGGGAUAUCGACGAGGGCUUGCUUGAUAUGAAAGUGAAUGAAAUCCGCUUACUGUUGCAGAAAUUACAUAACCUUAGUUGCCAUCGUGAAGGCCGCAAAGGUGGUGGUGGAGCUAUGGGUUUUAGCUCGGGUUCUGAGGCCCUUCCCACUGCGGUGAAGCGUACACGCGAGGAAAGUGGUGUCAACAUUACGGCGUAA